AAGCAACUCACUGGGAAAAGGAAAAGAGCCGCAUAAACAGCAAAACAAGCAACUCACUGGGAAAAGGAAAAGAGCCGCAUAAACAGCAAAACAAGCAACUCACUGGGAAAAGGAAAAGAGCCGCAUAAACAGCCACAUGGAAGGCACGGAGGGAGCACAGUGAGCGGUGCGGGGUCUGUGCAGGGGAUAAUGUGUGCCUGUGACUUUAAGGGAAGAGCUCUGUCUCUCUCUCUCAUACAUUGCUCAGCCCCCGGGUGCUCGGUGCAGCUAUCAAUCAGCGGGCGGUGCGCUUUGAUGUGCUCCCUCUCAGCCUUCCCCUUGUCCUCAGACGAUUACAGGCUUCUGCUGCCUGCACAGCUCCCUCUACUCACUUCCACAGCCCUGUCCUCCUGCAAACUUUUUACCCUGUUGCCCCCCCUUUUCCUCCAAAUGCAGCGGGAGUGACCCCCCCUUUGGCACGCAGGCUCCCCCUUUGCACUGCCAGCUCCCCACAGCCUGCUGCCACCUUAAGAAGUGCCCAGGAGCAAACCCACCCCCAAAAUGCCCCAGCUGAACAGCGGUGGAGAGGAUGACCUGGGGGCUAACGAUGAGAUGAUCUCCUUCAAAGAUGAAGGGGAUCAGGAGGAGAAGAUCCGGGAGAAUGCCUUCACAGAGAGGGACCUGGCAGACCUCAAGUCCUCCCUGGUCAAUGAGUCUGAAACUAGCCCCAUUGCAAGUGCCCCGGGGCAUCAUCACCCAGAGGCAAUCAGGCGUGCACAAGAUGCUCAGAGAGUUUUCCAAGAGAAGCUGGCAGAUCACAUGGAAGAGGGUAUUAAACAACACGAAGAACAAAUGUAUAAAGGUUCCGGAUAUUCCAGUUACCCAUUCCUUAUGCUUUCUGACCCUUACCUUCCCAAUGGAUCCAUGUCUUCACUGUCCUCUAAGGUUCCUGUGGUGCAGCCAUCGCAUGGGGUCCACCCGCUUACACCUCUCAUUCCAUACAACAACGAGCCAUUCAGUCACAGUUCCCACUCGCCACAUCUUCCUGCAGACCUCAACCAGAAACAAGGUACACACAGAUCCUCCCAAACGCCAGAUAUUCCUGCAUUUUACCCAAUAUCUCCAGGAGGUGUUGGACAAAUAUCACCUUCAAUGGGUUGGCAAAGUCAGCCUGUCUAUCCUCUCUCCUCGUGUGGAUUUAGACAGUCCUAUUCAUCCGCACUCUCUACAGGGGCCUCGUACUCCAGGUUUACUCACCCUCUGAUGCUUAGCUCUGGGGUCCACACAACAGUAAUCCCUCAUGCAGCAAUGGUGCCUCACUCAGGGAAUAAAGAUAUGGACUGCUACGAACGGAACAUGAAACCUCACUCAGAACCAAAAAGAGAGAAGGAGCCCAAGAAGCCGACCAUUAAGAAGCCCCUCAAUGCCUUCAUGUUAUAUAUGAAAGAAAUGCGCGCAAAAGUUAUAGCUGAAUGCACGUUGAAAGAGAGCGCAGCUAUCAAUCAGAUUCUAGGAAGGAGGUGGCACGCAUUAUCAAGAGAAGAGCAAGCAAAGUACUAUGAACUGGCCAGGAAAGAGAGGCAACUUCACAUGCAGCUGUACCCGGGCUGGUCUGCACGCGAUAACUAUGGGAAGAAGAAACGAAGGACAAGAGAAAAACAUCAGGACUCCAGUUCAGAUCCUGGCUCCCCUAAGAAAUGCAGAGCUCGCUUUGGCCUCAACCAACAAACGGACUGGUGCGGCCCAUGCAGGAGGAAAAAAAAGUGCAUUCGGUACUUACAAGGAGAAGGACGCUGCGGCAGCCCAGCUUCUUCCGAUGGAAGUGCUAUAGACUCUCCUCCCUCCCCAGUGACUGCGCUUCAAUGCAUAUCCAAUCCAGUUUAUCCUUCCAGCAAGCUUGCCUGCCCCGCUGAUACUGCACAAAGUGAGCAAAACUAUUCUCUGCCCCAUUCUCACAAAGCCACCCACAUACCCAUGAGACAUAAAGGUGCGGUCUCGCCUCACCUACCUGAUGCCUCUGAAGAGUCCACGGCUGGAGACAGUCCCAACAUCAGGACCACGUAGCAUUUUGAUGACCCCUUGAGACGGUUUUAAUGCUGCAUUUUUUUCAGUGAAAGACUGUCUACUGGCAGAGCACCGCGUAGCGAUAUUUUAUCUACCGUUAGCCAAAUCAAGAAGAAGGAAAAAAAAAGAUGAUCUUGGAGGGGACUUCGUCUUUUUCCUCAUAUCAGACCUUUUUAUUCUCCUAACGACCUAAGUUUUCAAAAAUACUUUUUAUAGCGUUUUAAAGAGGACAAUCUAUUAGUGUUAUCUUGUAUUUCAGUUUUAAUUUCCAAAGUAUACUUUUUGCAGUAUUGUUUACACAAGACUGGUCAAGCAAGAUUUAUUAUAUAUAUAUAUAUAUAUA
This is a messenger RNA of Pseudophryne corroboree (corroboree frog), 2386 nucleotides long. Its product is annotated as transcription factor 7-like 2. The transcript has 12 exons. NCBI's taxonomy places the organism in Eukaryota, Metazoa, Chordata, Amphibia, Anura, Myobatrachidae. Bases 541 to 2043 code for a protein of 500 amino acids. Gene Ontology annotation, molecular function: DNA-binding transcription factor activity, RNA polymerase II-specific; RNA polymerase II cis-regulatory region sequence-specific DNA binding. The record is from RefSeq and is a predicted model, not a curated record. Gene Ontology annotation, biological process: regulation of transcription by RNA polymerase II; canonical Wnt signaling pathway. Gene Ontology annotation, cellular component: beta-catenin-TCF complex; chromatin.